GCUCCGGUCCCGGCGGCAGAAAUAGGGCAGCCGCGGCGUCCGUCGCACAGCAGCGGGCAGCGGCGGCUCAGAGAGCUGGAGCCGCGACAACCUCCAGGGCGCCCGGCACCCGCCGACCGUCAGAGAGACCGACCGAAGGACGCGGGGCCAGGUCGCGCCACCGCUGCCGCCACGGGGCGCUCCCGCCUGCCCAAGUCCGGCCACCUGGUCUUCUCGGCCCCGGCCGCCUCAGACUCAACAAAAUGAAACCAGGACACGUUUGGCUGCAUCUUGCACUGCUCGGGGCCUCCCUGCCAGCUGUGCUGGGGUGGACGGACCCAGGAACAAGCAGAGGCCUGAACGUGGCUGUGGAGGAGUCGCGGGCAGAGGAAUCCAGAAGCUUUGAAGUCACAAGAAGAGAAGGGCUUUCCGGCCACGAUGGGCUGCCGGCGUCCUGCGGAAAGAAGCUGUGUAGCCGCGGGAGCAGGUGCAUUCUCAGCAGGGAGACGGGGGAACCCGAGUGCCGGUGCCUGGAGGCCUGCAGGCCCAGCUACAUGCCCGUGUGCGGCUCCGACGGGAGGCUUUAUGAAAACCACUGCGAGCUCCACCGUGCCGCGUGCCUACUGGAGAGGAAGAUUGUCGUCGUCCACAGCAAGGACUGUUUCCUUAAAGGUGACCCAUGCACCAUGGCCAAUUAUGCCCGCCUGAAGAAUGUCCUUCUGGCGCUCCAGACCCGCCUGCAGCCGCUCCGAGAAGGAGACAGCCCACAAGACUCUGCCUCCCAGAAGCGCCUCCUGGUGGAAUCUCUGUUUAAGGGCUUGGAUGCAGACGGUGACGGCCACCUGAACAGCUCUGAACUAGCUCAGCACGUGCUGAAGGAGCAGGACUUGGAGGAGGGCUUCCGAGGGUGCUCGCCGGGCGACCUCCUCCGAUUUGACGACUACAACGGUGACGGCGGGCUGACCCUCCGCGAGUUCUACACCGCCUUCCAAGUAGUUCAGCUCAGCCUCACCCCCGAGGAGAGGGUCAGCGUGGCCACAGUGACUGUGGGACUGAGCACAGUACUGACAUGCGCUGUCCGAGGAGACCUGCGGCCACCCAUCAUCUGGAAGCGCAAUGGGCUGGCCCUGAACUUCCUGGAUUUGGAAGACAUCAACGACUUCGGAGAGGACGACUCCCUCUACAUCACCAAGGUGACCACCAUACACAUGGGCAAUUACACCUGCCACGCCUCCGGCCACGAGGAGCUGUUCCAGACCCACGUCCUGCAGGUGAAUGUGCCGCCUGUCAUCCGCGUCUAUCCCGAGACACAGGCCCAGGAGCCGGGGGUGGCGGCCAGUCUAAGAUGCCAUGCAGAGGGUAUUCCUAUGCCCAGAAUCACUUGGCUGAAAAAUGGCAUGGAUGUCUCAACCCAGAUGUCUAAACAGCUCUCCCUGUUAGCCAGUGGGAACGAACUUCACAUCAGCAGCGUCCGGUACGAAGACACCGGGGCGUACACCUGCAUUGCCAAAAACGAAGUGGGCGUGGACGAAGAUAUCUCCUCACUCUUCAUUGAAGACUCAGCUAGAAAGACCCUUGCAAACAUUCUCUGGCGAGAGGAAGGUCUCAGUGUGGGGAACAUGUUCUAUGUCUUCUCCGACGAUGGCAUUGUCAUCCUGCACCCCGUGGACUGUGAGAUCCAGAGGCACCUCAAACCCACUGAGAAGAUCUUCAUGAGCUACGAAGAAAUCUGUCCUCAAGGGGAAAGAGAUGCCCGCCAGCUGUGCGAGUGGGUGUCAGCAGUGAACGUCAGGCAUCGCUACAUCUACGUGGCCCAGCCGGCCCUGAGCAGAGUCCUCGUGGUCGACGUUCAAGCCCAGAAAGUCCUCCAGUCCAUAGGUGUGGACCCUCUGCCAGCUAAGCUGUCCUAUGACAAGUCGCAUGACCAAGUGUGGGUCCUGAGCUGGGGGGAUGUGCAUAAGUCCCAGCCAAGCCUCCAGGUGAUCACAGAAGCCAGCACUGGCCAGGGCCAGCACCUCAUCCGCACACCUUUUGCAGGAAUGGAUGAUUUCUUCAUUCCCCCAACAAACCUUAUCAUCAACCACAUCAGGUUCGGCUUCAUCUUCAACAAGUCUGUGCCCGCCGUUCACAAAGUCGACCUGGAAACCCUGAUGCUCCUCAAGACCAUCGGCCUGCGGACACACGGCUGCCUGCCCCAGGCCAUGGCCCACACGCACCUGGGCGGCUACUUCUUCGUCCAGUGCCGGCAGGACGGGGCCACUCCCGCGGCUCCGCAGCUGCUAAUCGACAGUGUCACGGACGCCGUGAUCGGCCCCAACAGUGACGUGACGGGCACCCCACACACGUCCCCGGACGGGCGCUUCGUGGUCAGCGCAUCCGCCGCCAGCCGCCAGCUGUACGUGCAGGAGGUCACGCUGCGCGGGGAGAUGCGGACCCUGUACAACCUGAGACUAAGCCAGGGCAUCUCAGACGUGGCCUUCCAGCGCUCCUUCGCCCAGAGCAAUCAGUACAACGUGUACGCCACGCUGGAGGCGCAGCCGGCGCUGCUCUUCCUGGAGCUGGCCACCGGGAAGAUGGGCGAGCUGGAGGACUUCAAGGAGCCGCCCGCGGGCCCCGCCCGGCCCUGGGGAGGGCCCCGCAGGAUCGUCAGGGACAGCGGGCUGUUUGGACAGUACCUCCUCACGCCAGCCCGAGAGUCACUGUUUCUCAUCAACGGGCGACAAAACGCACUGCGGUGUGAGGUGUCCGGCAUCAAGGGGGGGACCACAGUGGUGUGGGUGGGCGAGGUAUGAAGGAGGCCGGCACAGAGCCUGGGCCACAGGGCCCCCACUUCAUCCUGUCACCGCAGCCCCAAGCAGGCGCUUUGUACAUUUUUACAGACAAAAGCAAAAACCUGUAUUCGCUUUGUGGUUCAACACUGGUCUCCUUGCAAGUUUCCUAAUCUAAGGUAUGCGCUGCUAAACCAGACUGGGGUUGUUUUCGUUAGGAAGUAGGAGGUAUGCCUUGAGCUACGAUGAGAACCCAUGCUGCUGUGUAAAGGAGUCAUUUCUGUGCCCAGCUACACACCAUGUUACCUGGGGACGCCGUGGGACGGAGAGCUCGUGCUUUCCAGGCAGACACUUCCGACGGUUGCCUUCACGUAUUCAUUUUCCUUUACCGCCAGAUCCAGCCAGAUUUCACCCUGAUGGAGUGGCCUGAAACCAGGCCUGGAGACUCGGGCCCACCAGGAGCAGGGGCUUCCCCUCCUGGCACAAGAGCCACAUCUGUCCUCGCUCUGCACCUUUUUUCUCCUUUGCAGCUGCUUCUUGCUUUUCUUUCCAUUUGACUUGUUGUAAGCCUGAGAGAGAGCCAACAAGACUAUUGCAUCUUGGGGGAAUGGGGAAAUCACUCACUUUAUUUUGGAAAUUUUGAUUAAAAACUAAUUUUUUAUAAUCUCAAAUGCUAGUAAGCAGAAAGACACUCUCCGAGGUCCAGCUCUAUUCUUCCCUGCCUUAGGCCAAGGCUCUGAGAGUCACCACCCCACAUCCCACAGCCAGAAAGAACAAGGGUCAUCAGAGAAUAACAGUCCUCCAUACCACUGACACCCCAAAGCACAGAUCAGGCCACCCCAUUGGUAAAGACUCCAUUCUGGGUUGGGACCCCAAGAGACCACAACAAACCCUGCGUGCCUGCCUUUCACCACCGAAGGGGGAUAUUUAGUAGCCAGAUUCAGGGCAGUCUGAGCUUGCCUGGCAAGGUGUGAGUAGCCUGCAGAAUAGUGACCUCCAGGCUCAAUGCAGAAAGCCCCAGAACACAAGUGGGGUCCAGGCGGCUUCCUUAGGCGAUCCCCUUUAAAAACUAGUUUCUUUUCUGCCUGUGGCCCUUGCACUCAGCUCUCGUGCCCCAGCCUCUGCAUCAUCACAGAACAGUUAGUACAGUUAAGUGUUUGCAGUAAAUGUUUCGUCUUACACACAGGCCUCUCUCUCCCCCUUCAUACACCCUUUAAAACGCAGAAUCCGAAGGAUGCAGCUGGUUAUUAUCCUGCUGAAUUAUUCCCAAAUGUCUCAGGCUGUGGUGGGCUCUCAGACGUAUAACCCAACCAGCCCUGUAAAGACUUCCUGUGUCAGAGACUCUCAGGAAGGAAGAGGCUCCCUUGGGCUCUCAGAACACCCCUUUCCUUCUCAUUCACAUCAGUGGCCAAAUCACUCUGGUAUGCUUUCUGGCUUGAAUGCCAUCUGGCGUUGGCAGAGGUGGUCCCAUCACAGAUACCUUAGCUAGGUUAGCCCUUUCACCUGCCAACACGGUCAUGAUUUUCCUGUGCUGCUGAGGAAUGGGCCCCUUUCAGGGAAAGGAAGACACAGACCCUGCUCACUCUACAUACACACAGCUCCCUUUCACUCCCACCUGACUGCCCAACCCGCCUGGGCCCCACCCCCCCAUACAUACA
Rhinolophus ferrumequinum (greater horseshoe bat) is the source of this 4405-nucleotide messenger RNA. RefSeq names its product follistatin like 4 (gene FSTL4). Lineage: Eukaryota; Metazoa; Chordata; Mammalia; Chiroptera; Rhinolophidae. The coding region runs from base 243 to 2771 and encodes 842 amino acids. Gene Ontology annotation, molecular function: protein binding; calcium ion binding. Gene Ontology annotation, biological process: regulation of BMP signaling pathway; cell differentiation; multicellular organism development. The transcript has 16 exons. The record is from RefSeq and is a predicted model, not a curated record.